Molecule: messenger RNA, 2772 nt
Organism: Recurvomyces mirabilis
Lineage: Eukaryota; Fungi; Ascomycota; Dothideomycetes; Mycosphaerellales; Teratosphaeriaceae
Product: Chromosome transmission fidelity protein 18
Exons: 1
Coding region: 1-2772 (923 amino acids)
Cellular component (GO): nucleus
Molecular function (GO): ATP hydrolysis activity; ATP binding; DNA binding
Source: RefSeq, a predicted model, not a curated record
AUGGACAGCGGCAUACCCGACUUGUGUGAUCUGGAAGAGCUGCUGAGUGAUCUCGUGAAACCCUCCAUCGCGAGCACACAACCUACGACCUUCUCAGAGGACGUUGCUGCAUUCGCAGACGCCGAAGAGGAGACCUUACAAGCGCGAACCUCCGGAGUCCUUGGACGGAGCUGGAGGACGUGUGAUAUAUUCCGCAGCGAGCCCGUUGAGCCAGGAACUUCCUCACCUCUGCAGAUGCUCUGUAUGGCGUCGUCGCCACCUCUCACACCUUCACUAGCGAGGAAGCGCAAAUUCACUGAGCUCAAUCUGGGCGAGAAUCAACUGGCGCGUCCAGCGAAAGCACAACGAUCGUAUUAUGGCAUCAACAUUCACCAGCUACUCGAAGAUGCUCAGGCCGAGGCCAUUAUACCCAUAGAAGCGUACGAGCUACCUACACCGCCAGCCGAGCAAACCACGACGAAGAAAUCAUCUCUACUAUGGACGGAAAAGUACCGAGCUCGCAAAUUCACUGACUUGAUUGGCGAUGAGAGAACGCACAGAUCCGUCAUGUACUGGCUGAAAAGAUGGGAUCAGAUCGUCUUCCCUGGCUCCUACCGUCCACAGAAGCCAAAGAAGGGACAGACGGAGCAAAUAGAAGAGCGACCACUGAAGAAGAUUUUGAUGCUUACUGGACCGCCUGGACUGGGCAAGACGACGUUGGCACAUGUAUGUGCUAAGCAGGCUGGUUAUGAGGUGCAAGAGAUCAAUGCGAGUGAUGAGAGGAGUAGUAACGUCGUAAGAGGGAGGAUUAGGGAUAUGGUUGGGACGGAGAAUGUGAAAGGCGUUGAUACUAGGACAGUUGAUGGCAAGGUGAGAAAAGCUGGCAAGCCUGUCUGUGUUAUCGUGGAUGAGGUCGAUGGCGUAGUGAGCGGGAGUGGUGGUGCAGGAGGAGAAGGAGGGUUCGUGAAAGCACUCAUCGACCUCAUCCUCUUGGACCAGAAAAACAGCAGUGGACUCAGCAACAUGCAACAAGCACCUGCUCGAAAGAAGAAAGGCGAUCGCUUUAGAUUGCAGAGGCCGCUGAUCUUGAUCUGUAACGACAUAUAUCAUCCGUCCCUUCGACCACUGCGGCAGAGCUCCCAUGCUGAGGUGAUACAUAUGCGCAAACCACAAAUCCAGACAAUCACGGCUCGUAUGCAGAGUAUCUUUGACAAGGAGGGUGUGCCGUGUGAGGGUGAUGGUGUGCGCAGGCUAUGCGAGGCUACGUGGGGCGUCAGUAAUCGGAAAGAAGAUCGCGGUGGCAAUGGUGCUGGCGAAGGCGAUAUGCGAGGGAUCAUGGUGGUAGGCGAGUGGAUUGCUGGAAAACUGCGGGCUGAGCAAAGUGCUACUGGUAAUGCGAGACUGACAAGACGAUGGGUGGAAGACAACGUCCUUCGUGAUCUCUCACAUGGAGGUGGUGCCACUCGAGGGUUAGGCGGAGGAGGACCGAAGGAUAUCGUCGAGCGAGUCUUCCAAGAAGGCGCUGGCUUUCCGAAGAGUUCAGCACCCGUCACUCCUUCAAACAACAGUGGCGCACGAGGAGUAGCAGAAGGGCAAAAGCGAACAGCCACUGAUCGUCUCCGCGAACUAGUCGACACCCACGGCGACACGGACCGCAUCAUGACCGACUGCUUCACCACAUACCCAGACCAUCCCUUCCAGGACGACACCCUCCUCUCCAAACCCUCCGCCGCCUACGACUGGCUACACUUCCACGACCGCCUGUCCUCGGCAGUGUUCACAAGCAACGAAUGGGAACUAGCACCCUACCUCAGCACCCCUGUCCUCGCCUUCCACCACCUCUUCGCCUCGCCCACACGGGCCCAAUACCAAGCUCAAGCCCAGCAGGGCCAAAACAACACCGACCCAAGCGACGACGCUCUGCCACCCCACCCCUUCACCGGCCCCCAAGCCUCCUGGACAGCCCACGAAACCACAAAACACCACCUCUCCCUCCUCGAAACCCUACACUCCUCCCUCACCCUCGACCUCACCCGCUCCUUCAGCAGCACGACCACCCUAUCCACCGAUCUCCUCCCCUACCUUCUCCGCAUGCUCUCGCCGAACGUGAACCCCGUAAUCGUAGGCGGCAGCGCCACAGACCGCGAAGGCAAAGCCGGCACAGCCUCCGUUCGUAAAGCAUCAGAACAACAACUCCUGUCUCGCUCGGUAGAAGCGAUGUUAGCCUGCGGUAUCCAUUUCGAACGAACACGGGUCACGGAUCUGGAUUCUGCGGAUGGUGGCAAACCGAGCUGGCAGGCACCUAGUCAAUGGAUCUAUCGCAUGGAACCCUCCAUCGACGUCCUAGGAACCUACUCCACAGGCGGCAAGGACUUCGGUGAUUCUGCUGUAGGUGGGAAGCAGCGUUUCGCGGUGCGACAGGUGUUGGAUCAGGAGUGGAAGAAAGCUGAGAGGAAACGUGCUGAGGCGGCGAGGAUGGCGAGGUUCAAAGGUGGUGCUGUAGCUGGUGAGGAGGAUGACGCUGAGGCAGCCAUCUCACUUUCCGCCUCUGCGGCGAUAGAUUCCGAGGCGGCGAGGAUAGCGAAGAUGGCAGUAAAGCGCGAUUUCUUCGGUCGUGUCAUCGUGGCUCCUGUUCCAAGUCCUGCGUCAGCUGGGGGCGAUCAGGGCAAAGGUAAGGCUACUACUACUACAGAAGAAGGGCCAGAAGGAAGAAUCUGGGUAACGUUCCACGAGGGCUUCUCGAAUGCCGUGAGGAAACCUAUUGGACUAGGGGAACUGAUGAAAGGGUUGUAG